Strigops habroptila (Kakapo) is the source of this 4320-nucleotide messenger RNA. Its product is annotated as probable G-protein coupled receptor 83. Gene Ontology annotation, molecular function: neuropeptide Y receptor activity. Gene Ontology annotation, cellular component: membrane. Gene Ontology annotation, biological process: neuropeptide signaling pathway. The record is from RefSeq and is a predicted model, not a curated record. NCBI's taxonomy places the organism in Eukaryota, Metazoa, Chordata, Aves, Psittaciformes, Psittacidae. The transcript has 4 exons. The coding region runs from base 994 to 2256 and encodes 420 amino acids.
CCUAAAACUUCUGUUCUCAUUUUCAGGUUAUAUUUCACUUUUUACACUGUCCUCUGUGCCACAGCAGAGCAAGAAGGGGACAGUGUCAGGCACAAAGCUGGGAGCUCUCUGGAGGCAGAAAUCCUCAGAUGUCCUCUGCUAAACUCUGCAACAGAGAAAAAGAAAGAUGAUGCAAAUUAGUAAAGAUGCUUCACCCCAUGUAGCUGUUGUGCUGGGUACACAGAAAGGAGGAGGAGGAGGAGAGAAGAGAUGAGGAAGAUGAGAGCACAUCCUCACUAUCUAUUUUGUUGCUCUGCUACAUCUGCACGUCAGUUUCUCCCAUCGUCUAUGUGUGUGGUUGUGAUACACCUCAGGAUAAAUGAGGAAGAAAUACGCUAUUGGCUAUUUCCUAUGCGGUGUGUCAUCUGGCAGGCGGUAUAUAUCACAGGGAAAGCAGGGACCACUCAGUCUCUCAGCAAAGCUGCUUCAGUGUAUAUAGCUCGGAGAUAGAUACUUUGAGGAUGGAAAGAAAAGGGAAAAGCAGCCCUUGCUUUUUAGAUUCUGACAAGCUCUAAAAUUACUUGACAGAUGAAGGACUACGUGGAAAAUAAAUCAAGUGGAUUUCCAAGAAGUUGUGGGACAGAAGCAGAACAGUGUCCGGAAAGGAAAUAUUAACUAGAAUUUCUUCCUAGGUGCAGAGAAGAAAGUGUUUGGGCAUCUCUGAUAUUUCAGCAUCUGAGUCAGCUUCUGUACAUAGGACAUAUGGGACUGAAAAACAACAGCAGCUGUAGAGUUCCUGAAGCAAAGCUCACGUGUAAUCAGCAUAGGAAAAAGGACCUGUUUAUCCACUUUUCUUUGUAGUUUGCAACCACGGGGCAGAUUUUUAAAAUGCAAGGGGGUGUGUGCCCUCCUGCAACCACUGACUUUAGCACCUGAGCUGCCAGGAAGAAGGGCAGGAGGAACGAGCAGCCUGCCCAGGGACACAGGCAGUGCUGGAGCUUUGCUUCCCAAGCCAUGAGCAGGCACACGUGGUUCCCUCUGCAGUACAUCUCCAAGCCCUUCUGGAGAGCAGAGAAUCACAACACAACCAACUUCUUCUCUGCACUGUAUGGCUUCCCUAACAAAUCCUUCUUCCACAGUGACUUGGACCUGGAGGACCUGGGAGACUUUGGCAGCGGGACCAGGUACGAGGGUGAGUCCCAGAGCCGGACAGUGAAGGCGCUGCUGAUAAUAGCCUACUCCGUGAUCAUCUGCAUCUCACUCUUUGGCAACAUCCUGGUGUGCCACGUGGUGAUCAAGAACAAAAGGAUGCACUCAGCCACCAGCCUCUUCAUCGUCAACCUGGCUGUUGCCGAUGUGAUGAUCACCAUUUUGAACACCCCCUUCACGCUGGUGCGGUUUGUAAGCAGUACCUGGGUAUUUGGGAAGCUGAUGUGUCACGUAAGCCGGUUUGUUCAGUACUGCUCUGUUCAUGUGUCUGUGCUGACCCUUGCAGCCAUCGCUCUGGAUCGGCAUCAGGUUAUCAUGCACCCUCUGAAGCCACGCAUGUCCAUGGUGAAAGGAGGAAUUUGCAUCAUUAUCAUCUGGGUUAUGGCCAGCUGCUUCUCACUGCCUCAUGCCAUUUAUCAGACUUUGACAAGAUUUUAUAUUGGAAACAGAACAAUACGAAUGGUCUGCCUCCCCAGCUUCCCUCCGCCUGCUGAUCUUUUCUGGAAGUAUUUGGAUUUGACUACUUUUGUGCUCUUGUAUGUUCUGCCCUUGCUUGUGAUUUCCAUCACAUAUACCAUGGUGGCCAAGAAGCUCUGGCUGAGAAAUGCCAUUGGAGAUCUCACCAUGGAGCAAUACUAUGCCCAUCAACGGAAAAAGAAGAUGACACUGAAGAUGCUGAUGGUGGUGGUGGUUGUGUUUGCAGUGUGCUGGUUCCCCCUGAACUGCUACGUGGUGUUGAUCUCCUGUAGGGCCAUCCACAGUAACAAUGCUCUGUACUUUGCUUUUCACUGGUUUGCCAUGAGCAGCACCUGCUACAACCCCUUCAUUUACUGUUGGUUGAAUGAGAACUUCAGAUCUGAGUUGAAGUCCCUGCUGUGUGUGUGCCGGCGAAGGAGCGCAGCCCAGAGUCAUGCUCUGCAGUCCAUCUCCCCUGGUUUUAGGCAUGCCUGGGUUGAGAACUGCCAUUAUAAAAGAGGCAGUGCCUGCCAGAAGGCAAGAAUAUCCUCCCAGAGGAACUCUGCAAAGACAGAUAUAUCCAGUGUUCAGCCAAUUGUGGCAGAAAACUAAAGCCUUCAUCUGAUGACCAGGCAGCAUUGUUUUAUAGUUGCAGAGACAUAGGAAACAAUUAGUUGGAAAAGACUGCUGGAGAUCAUCGAGUCCAACCUUCUGCCCAAACCAAGCUAGCUUCAGCGUUCGACUGGGUUAUUCAGGGUCUUGCCCAGUCAGGUUUUCAAAAAUCUCCAGGGAGGGACUGCCCACAUGUGAGCUCCAGAAUGAGGGGUGUUGAGUGAGUUUUUGAUUGAAACAGCAAAAAUAAAGAGAAUUCUUUAACAGCACACAAAAUCUUUCAUAGCCUAAACAAAUAAGGGGAACACACACCAACUGAUGAACACUGAUUUAAACUAGGCAGCUGUUGAUGCAUAUAGAAACGCUCUAUCAAUUCCUUCUUUUUAUUUCUUUGUAAUUUGUUCAAGAUGAAUAAUGUUUAUAGCCCUCUACCUUUCCCAGGUGGAAAACUGAUGUUCAUUUCCUAACUGCACAUCCUCUGCUAAUCCUUACAGAAGCAGCACUUUCUUCGGUAAGAAUCUGUGGUCUGGCAAUGUUGAGUUGCCUUCAAAGCAUAUUAUUUCCUUGAGGAGGUUGUGAAAGCUUACAUUUUUGGAAAAGUCUGGCAAACUUUGCCAUCAUUAUAUGACAGCCUUUGGCUGGAUGCUCUUGCUUCAAUAUAGCUCUGUUAAAAUAUCCAUAUGGUUAUAAUACAAUAAGAUUUGAUUCACCAGCGUUUUUGGAGGCUGAUUGAUAGCAGUCAAAUGAAAUACCUGUUUAAGGGACCUCUCUCACCUGUGGUUUUGUGUAACUUUUAGUCUGGAGAAGAGAAGGAUCAGGGGGGACCUUACCACUUUCUACAACUACCUGAAAGGACGAUAGAGAGAGGAGGUGGCUGGUCUCUUUUCCCAAGUAAUAAAUGAUAGAAUAAGAGGCAACAGCCAGGAAAAGAUUUAGGCUGGAUAUUAGGAACAAUUUCUUCACCAAAAGGGUAAUCAGGCAUUGGAACAGGCUUCCUAGGGAAAUGAUGGAAUCACCAUCCCUGCAAGUGUUCAAAAAGUGUGUUAAUGAGGCACUUACUUAGUGACAUGGGGUAGUGGUGGACUUGGCAGUGCUGCAGUAAAGGUUGGACUUGAUGAUCUUAAAGGUCUUUUCUAACCUGGUUGAUUCUAUGACUCUAUGACUUUUAAGUUUUGAAAGGGAGAUAUUCCCUCUCACAACACUAUUAACAAGGAAGCACAGACUGCUGCUCCUGACAGUCUCAAAGUCACGACCAAAACUUACGUUUGCAUGUGUUUUGACACCUUUCAGCACGAAAAGCCCUUUGUAAAAGCAGAGCUAUGAUUAUCCAGAUGAGGAGUCAGCUGUGGAUGUGUGCCGACUACAAAUGCCAUUUCAUUCCCAUGCAUUUUAUUGUGGAUCCAUGCAGUUAAAUUGUUGGUCUCAGCAGCACUUCUCCUGGAUGCUUCAGUCCAGACAGGAGCAUGGGCACUAACUUGAAUUUAAUUCUUAUUCUCCAAUAAACACUUCCAUGGGUGGAACACAGCCGAUUUCUUAUGCGUUUCUCCCAGGUGCUCCUGCUGGAAUGCUCAGCCAUCUUCUGGGGCCCCUUCCCCUUGAGGGGAUCUCACUCUCUCCCUUACCUGCCACCAAGCAGACAGGGUAGGAAACAUGCACCUCUGGGGCUGCCACAUCUCUGCCACAUUUCUUUGAAACUGCUCAGUGAAAUCAUGUUUGUUUGAAAGGAACUGCUUGGUAGCAACACAUGCAGUGUGAUUGUGCAACACCAGGUAGCCUGGUUCCUGGAGCUGCUACAUCAAUUUCCAGCCUCACACCUACUGAAAAAAGGCAAUAUGCCAAAUACAGAAAACCCUACAUCUACAUUAAAAUAACCCUUUAGCAUUCACACCAUUAAAAUUAGGCAACUAUACCAAAAGAAUAUUUUUAUUGUCUUUGCUGAAGAGCCAUUUCCUAUAUGUCUCCUCAUUUUGUCUUUGUGAUAAGAAGAAAUCUGAAGAUUCGCUUCUAAGACUCUCUACUUCCGGCAUACAUUUCUAUAAACAUGCCAGGAUGGUGGUAACCUAA